Messenger RNA from Perognathus longimembris pacificus (Pacific pocket mouse), 758 nucleotides. It is a transcript of the gene Ccl4, whose product is annotated as C-C motif chemokine ligand 4. The transcript has 3 exons. Gene Ontology annotation, molecular function: CCR chemokine receptor binding; chemokine activity. Gene Ontology annotation, biological process: inflammatory response; positive regulation of GTPase activity; chemokine-mediated signaling pathway. The record is from RefSeq and is a predicted model, not a curated record. Gene Ontology annotation, cellular component: extracellular region. Bases 177 to 455 code for a protein of 92 amino acids. Lineage: Eukaryota; Metazoa; Chordata; Mammalia; Rodentia; Heteromyidae.
UCAUCUCUGCCCUGGAAAUUCCACUGGCCUCCUUGUGUCUCCAACCACCCUCCUAAGCCCCAGACUCCCUAUAAAGAGGGACUCCAGACACAGAUCAGCACAGGACCACAGCCAGGCUCUGAAGCUUCUGAGCUCUGCCACCUCAGCUCUGUGCAGCCUUCUCCUCCACCAAGACCAUGAAGUUCUGCGUGACUGUCCUUUCUCUCCUCGUGCUUGGAGCUGCCUUCUGGGCUCCAGGUCUCUCAGGACCAAUGGGCUCGGACCCUCCCACAGCAUGCUGCUUCGCUUACGCUCCGCGGCAGAUUCCUCGUAGGUUUCUGACAGAUUACUUUGAGACCAGCAGCCUCUGUUCCUGGCCAGCUGUGGUAUUCCAAACCAAAAAGGGCAGGCAAGUGUGCGCCAACCCCAAUGAUACCUGGGUGCAGGAGUACAUGGAAGACAUGGAACUGAACUGACUGCUCCAGGACGGAGACAUCUUCAAGGAAUGUUGCCUGAGCCCAGAUGCUUCUCAAUGAGAUGCACCUUAUCCUCCAUGCCCAAGAUGCCUAUCAGUAGUUCCUGCCCCUCACCUUAACUUAAUCUUUAUUGCAUGCCUUGUGAUUGUAUUCGGUGUAUUUUCUAGUAUUUAUGUUUGAUCAAAGGACAUGUGUCCCCUAUGGGGAUGGUCUACCAUCACUGUUUCUCUGCUAUUGUGGACACAUAGUCAAUGCAGUUGAUUUCAUGCAUGUUUUUAAUAAUAAAAUAUCUUCUUAAGUGUA